Messenger RNA from Pelecanus crispus (Dalmatian pelican), 715 nucleotides. NCBI's taxonomy places the organism in Eukaryota, Metazoa, Chordata, Aves, Pelecaniformes, Pelecanidae. The record is from RefSeq and is a predicted model, not a curated record.
AAAUAAAAAUAGCCCGCCACCUCACCCAGUGCUGUCUUCCAUAUCAGUUCUUUUUUGCUAUCAUCUAGGAACCGCUGCAAAAGGCUCGUUUCUAAUCACAAUACUGAGAAUACCAAGGAUUGUUCUCUUGUACCUUUAUAAUAUCCUAAACCAAAAGGAGAAUGCAUGUGCGAAGUGCCUGUUCAAAUGCUGUUUCUGCUGCUUUUGGUGCCAGGAAAGUUGCUUAAGAUACUUUAACCAGCAUGCAUACACAACUACAGCCAUAAAUGGGACAAAUUUUUGUACAUCAGCAAAGGAUGCUGUCUUUAUUUUGGCGAAGAAUUCUGCUAAACUUGCAUCCAUUAGCUGUUUUGGAGAUUUUCUCCUGUUUCUAGGAAAGGUGUUUGUUAUAUGUUUUACUGUUUUUGGAGGAUUGAUGGCAUUUAACUACCAUCGGGAACUGCAAGCUUGGGUAGUUCCUCUGUUGCUGGUUGGAUUUUUUGCCUACCUGAUGUCCCACAGCUUUCUGUCGGUGUUUGAAGUGGCAGCAGACGCCACGUUCCUUUGCUUUGCUAUCGAUAUGGAAACAAAUGAUGGAUCUGCAGAGAAGCCAUACUUCGUGGAUCAGGAACUGCUGACCUUUGUGAGUCAGAGUAACAAGUUAACAGAAGGACGAAACCACAGAAGCCCAAGACCUUUCCAGGACAAUGAGGAUGGGACAGAGCUCCAACCUAUG